GGCACGCGAGGCCGCGCUCCCGCUUCGUCGUCCCGGGAUACAUGCCGCGUUUGGUCAAAUAAAAAAGGAUCAAAUGCCUUACCAUGGCGGGCAUCAGCUUCAUGCGGAUUUGUUCAAGCGUAUCUUUGGAUUUCGCUGCUUUAAUGGGACAAGGGGUUGUAAUCCGCGGGGUCAUGGUCAAUGGAGCACCGCAGUGGAGCACCGCAAUGGUAUCUAUUCAGAUGCCCCUACUCUAUCUUCGUCUUCCGGGCGACCCGCUUUGCAAUUAUUCCAUCACCCCUGCGAUACUUUCAAUACAUUCAUGCAAGGGCGAAGGCUGGUAUUCCGGCGCUCACAGAGGUCGUCGCAACCCUUAGAGUUGCAUCGGUGCCAUUGCACUGCAAGGCUGAGCAUAAGGCGUGUGAAAUGGGACGGGGUGGUAUGGAAAGGCGGCUGUGGGAGGAGCCCGCCGACAACAAGGAAAGUCGCUGCCAUGGCCAGAGCAGCGGCCGUUGGAGGCGAUGGAGAAGCGCCCCGUGCAUUGGGGGCAGCGGCCUCGAUUUCCGUCAUAAUGACAGUGCCCGUCACCCCUCAGACCCUCCCAUCUCCGAUCCCGCAG
Molecule: messenger RNA, 598 nt
Organism: Nannochloropsis gaditana CCMP526
Exons: 4
Source: RefSeq, a predicted model, not a curated record